AUUAUUAUUAUUUACAUUUAUAAAUGAAGGAAUCAAUCAGAAUCAGAGGCAACCUCUUUCUCUGUUUUCCAUAGCGUUUACUGCUUGUAGCUCCAUAAAAUACAAUCUUCGGAGUCCUCAAUCGAUUUUCAGAGGAUUACAAAAGAAAGGUUGAGCUGUUGUUCAUUAAAUAAAUGUUUUGGAAAAUAAUGGCUGUUCCAGAACACAACUCAGGUGAACUUUGUGUCCAUGUUGAUUCAGAAAAGAUCAAACCAGCUGUUAAAGUGCAAAAUGUGGUUGGAGUGAACGAAAGGGCCAAUGAUGUAUUGUAUUGUCCUCCAUUUAACAGUGGAAAUCACCUUGUUGAUAAUGGAAUUGUCGUAUUUUUCGGUGGAGAUAUGCAGGAUUUUCAAGAAAAUAUGAAUGCUAAAGAAAAAACGAAAGGAUUCGUGAAUUGGAGCUUAGAGAAUAUGUCAAAAAUUCUCAGUAUGCACUAUAAAAAUUGCCACAUACUCAUAGUCAGACCGAUAAGCAUAGAAGAUGGAAUAUUCAGCAGUUACUCCAAUUUUGUUCCUUCCUUGGAGUAUGGAGUGCCUAAAUUUACCCCGAACCAUGACUCUAUUCUUCAUCUGAACAAGCUCAUAAAAAACACUCAAAACAUAAUGGAAAAUAUGAAUUCUUUGGAUAUCAGGACACGCAUUGAACAUACUUGCAAGCUAUUGAAUCUUGGGCAUUGCUGUCUUCCUCCAGAAUCUGAAUACAGAAAAAAAUUUAGUGAAUGUUACCUGGAACUGGUAGGCUUCAGUAAGGGUUGCGUUGUUCUCAAUCAAUUUCUUCACGAGUUUCAUUAUUUCAAGAAGAAUUCACAGGUAGAAGGAGCCGAAGAAAGUAACGAGUUGACUCGAAAAAUUAGGACUAUGCGUUGGAUGGAUGGUGGUCAUAAUGGAAGAGAAGGAACAUGGAUCACCUCUGGAGAGAUCCUUAGUAGUUACGCAGAAUUAGGCAAACAAACAUAUGUUCAUGUAACACCCUAUCAAGUCUGCUGCAAAAAAAGACCUUGGAUAGGAAAAGAAGAGGCGAUAUUUACCAGUUCACUUAUCAAGAAAAAAGUCGACAUAAAAAGAAAACUGCAUUUUGAACAUUCUGUUGGGAAUUUGGACGAUCAUUUCAAAUUGCUGCUCGAUGUGUUCAAAGAGAUCACAUAAGUUAAAUACAUACAAUUCUUUGUUGUUGUUAGAUUUACUUACUUUUUAGUUUCAUUGAAAAAAUAUGAAUUGUUUUAGUUGUGGCAUUUUAAUAGUUCGUUUCAUUGAAUAUAUUUAUUGUUUGUA
This is a messenger RNA of Coccinella septempunctata (seven-spotted ladybird), 1310 nucleotides long. RefSeq names its product UPF0565 protein C2orf69 homolog. NCBI's taxonomy places the organism in Eukaryota, Metazoa, Arthropoda, Insecta, Coleoptera, Coccinellidae. The transcript is spliced from 6 exons. The record is from RefSeq and is a predicted model, not a curated record. Bases 174 to 1184 code for a protein of 336 amino acids. Gene Ontology annotation, cellular component: mitochondrion.